Messenger RNA from Habropoda laboriosa, 1386 nucleotides. RefSeq names its product neurotrimin-like. Gene Ontology annotation, cellular component: neuron projection. Lineage: Eukaryota; Metazoa; Arthropoda; Insecta; Hymenoptera; Apidae. The coding region runs from base 1 to 1386 and encodes 461 amino acids. The transcript has 10 exons. The record is from RefSeq and is a predicted model, not a curated record.
AUGAUCAGUGAACGUGUGAAACGUGUCCUAGGGAGCAUCGGGAGCCGCGAGCGGUUCCUUAUCACGAUUUUCCUACUCACGGCGUUCGCAGCAAGUGUUUGGUCCGAUAACUCCACCAGUUCCGAGGGACCGAUCUUCAUUGUGCCAAUAACAAACGUGACGGUCCCAAUGGGCAGAGAAGCAGUGCUCGCUUGUGUCGUUGCAAAUCUAUCUAUCUACAAGGUAGCAUGGCUGCGAGUGGACACGCAGACAAUCUUAACAAUCGCCAAUCAUGUGAUCACGAAGAAUCAGAGAAUCGGAGUAACUCACACGGAGCAGAGAACGUGGCAUUUGCACAUACGAGAAGUGCGCGAAUAUGAUCGAGGCGCUUACAUGUGCCAGAUAAACACCGAUCCUAUGAAAAGUCAGACGGGUUACUUGGAAGUUGUGGUUCCGCCGGAUAUUUUGGAUUAUUUAACAAGCACGGAUAUGGUAGUUAGAGAAGGCAGCAACGUCACGUUGCGUUGCGCUGCUAAGGGAGCUCCAACGCCAAAUAUUACGUGGAGACGAGAAGACGGAGAAACUAUACUACUUGGGAAUGGCGAAGAAGUGAGAAGCGUAGAAGGAUCGAUCUUCAAUAUCACCAAGGUGAACCGAUUACAGAUGGGCGCGUACUUGUGCAUCGCUUCCAACGGCAUACCGCCGACCAUCAGUAAAAGGAUAAUGCUGAUAGUACACUUCACACCGAUGAUUUCGAUCCAGAAUCAAUUAGUCGGUGCAGAGGAGGGACAGCGAAUGACCCUGGAAUGCAACUCGGAAGCCUUUCCGAAGUCGAUCAAUUAUUGGACCAAGGAGAACAACGAGAUAAUUAAAAACGAGGAGAAGUACCGUCAGUCGCUCACGGAAAAUGCAUACAAGGUGCAUAUGAAGCUCACGAUACUAUCGGUGGGAAUGUCGGACUACGGGACGUAUAAAUGCAUAUCAAAAAACUCUCUGGGAGAAACAGACGGCAGUAUUAAGCUCUAUCAUAUUCCGACACCGACGACGCAACUGAAAGUGGCGACUACCACUCGAAUCUCGACUGUCGAAGAAGUUGAAAAUAUUCAAAACUCGCGACAAAGGCCACUACCCAGCGUGGAACCAAGUCCACAUCAAAUAGCAGACUCGUCGUUGCCUAACAUCGUUAGAAACGAUGAUACGCGGCAUCAUGGAAGAGCAAAUAACGGCGGCUACAACAAUGCUGAAAACGGUGUAGCAACAAAGGGACGAAAAAGCAUCGACAGCGAGGUACGACCACGAAGAAUCGACAACACGGCGCAAUCGAUGUCAUCCAGGGGCACAAGCUCGAAUUUUCUGCUGCAAUCUAGAACGGCCAUCUGCAUAAUCCUACUAUCUGCCCUGUCGUAG